AUGAGUGGAAGUAAUAUGGGAUACUAUGACGUACUCGCAGGGCUUUCAGCGCUGGAAAAGUCAUCCCAGGUAGUGUUCAGUGCGACUGAGCUUCAACAGCUUACGCAACAAUCUCAUGCUACCGACAAGGGCAUAGAGGGCAGUGAGAAUAGUAAAGCGAAGGUAUCCAAGCCCAAAAGAGUAGCUGUACAUGGUUACCUAGGCGGUAAAGUGUCGCUCGCCGAUGCGGCACAGGUGGAGUAUGAAGUAGGCCAUUCACUGCUGGGCAGUUAUGUGCCACGCCAGCAGUUGGAAGCCCUGUCAAGUGUCGACUUUUCGCACCAUUUCCACCGCACAUUAGAAUGCAAAGCUGCUCUAGAGACACACGAUGUUUUUCUUGCCGGCGCAGGACAAUUGUCUCUACCCUUCCAAUCACACAUAGAGAGCCCCAGGAAUAGCGAGGCUAAAAGGAAAAGAAAAGUGAUAAUAUGCAAACGGUGUCAAUCACGAUUUAUAGGUUCCCAUAGGCGGUCUCAACUUAGAGAACAUGCCUGCGUAGAUUAA
Saccharomyces cerevisiae S288C is the source of this 543-nucleotide messenger RNA. It is a transcript of the gene LDB7, whose product is annotated as Ldb7p. Bases 1 to 543 code for a protein of 180 amino acids. The transcript has a single exon. The record is from RefSeq and is marked reviewed. Lineage: Eukaryota; Fungi; Ascomycota; Saccharomycetes; Saccharomycetales; Saccharomycetaceae. Gene Ontology annotation, biological process: chromatin remodeling. Gene Ontology annotation, cellular component: RSC-type complex; nucleus.